Molecule: messenger RNA, 5816 nt
Organism: Chelonus insularis
Lineage: Eukaryota; Metazoa; Arthropoda; Insecta; Hymenoptera; Braconidae
Gene: ssh
Product: Protein phosphatase Slingshot
Exons: 7
Coding region: 758-4393 (1211 amino acids)
Biological process (GO): negative regulation of actin filament polymerization; protein dephosphorylation; actin cytoskeleton organization
Cellular component (GO): cytoplasm
Molecular function (GO): actin binding; protein tyrosine/serine/threonine phosphatase activity
Source: RefSeq, a predicted model, not a curated record
ACUGUAAGUUAAAUAAAAGAAGCACAAGUGUAUAUAUGUAUGUAUGUAUUUCGAUAUACAGACUGACUGGUUAUACCUUCCCCUUCUACUGAACAUCGGUUACUACCACCGGUUCUCCUUCUUUUGCCUUUUCCCCAGACCCUUCAGUUGCUUUGCAGCAGUCGUUGCGUUUGGAGCAUCAUGUUUAUUCUUAACUAAAUUCUAAUCGAUUCAACUAAAAAGCUAAUAUUUAAUAUACUAAAUAAAAUGAAGAAAUUAAUACGAAAAGUAUUGUUGUCAAUAAUGUAGUUUAACUCCAGUGAAAGUGAUGUUAAUUAAUUAUAAGAUAUAAAUUAUCGGUGUGCUGGUUUAAAAAAAGAAAAGAAUUAGAGCAAAUAAAAUUACAUGAUUUAUUGCUGUUAGUAUCAAUUUUAUCAGUCAAUGAUUAUUGAAAUAACUUUUAGAAUAAAAUCAUGAUAUUGUUAAGUAAUUAAUUGAUAUAAAUAUAUGCUAAUGAUUGGAAUAAAAAUGUUUGACGCCAUGUUGUCUCUUGAAGAGAAAUGAACACGUGGUCCUGAAGAAGAGAAUUCUCUUCCUCAUUCUCUUCUUCUUAUUCUGCUUUAAUAUAUUUUUUUAUUUGCUUUAAUGCUCAUACAAAGAUCUUAAGUAAUGUUGACCGAUGACGCGUGUUGAGAAUGUCAAAGAGUGACUAUCAAUGAUGCAACUGAAGAUGCCACAGGAUUUGAUCUGUACAUCAUCAAUAAAAACUCGUUUUUAAAUGGUUUUCCAAAAUAUCGACAUGAGGAAUCCUGGAUUCCUCUUCGAACAUGCUAGACACGGAUAUAUUCAAUAUGUCAGUUUGAGUGAGUGUUACUUCGCGGGGAAAGGAGCUGCAUUGGUUUUACCGCCCAAUGAGAGAGCCAGACCAUCAAGAAGGGUAUCAGCAGCAGGAUGUGACAUUCAGCAGCAUCUGCAGUCCAUGUUUUACCUGCUCAGACCUGAGGAGACCCUAAAAAUGGCUGUGAAGCUUGAAUCUGUACAUCCGGGAAGAACACGUUACUUAGUGGUAGUGUCUUGUAAUGGACGACAGGAUGCCGAAGAGAGUUGUCUACUUGGUAUCGACUGUCAUGCAAAAGCAACUGUUGGGCUUGUCCUUCGGGUUCUAGCUGAUACAGCUAUAACACUUGAUGGCGAUGGAGGUUUCAGUGUGAGUGUAUGCGGUCGUCAGCAUAUCUUCAAGCCUGUCUCCGUACAAGCAAUGUGGUCAGCUCUCCAGACAUUGCACAAGGUUUCAAGCAAAGCCAGAGAUCAAAAUUAUUUUUUGGGUGGACUAUCACAUGACUGGGUCAGUUACUAUGAACAACGAAUUGAGAGUGAUCGUUCGUGCCUCAACGAGUGGCACGCAAUGGACAAUCUCGAGUCUCGAAGGCCUCCAUCACCGGAUAGUGUGCGGACUAAGCCAAGAGAACGUGAAGAAACCGAACGAGUAAUUCGUGCAACAUUGAAAGAGAUCAUGAUGUCAGUGGAUUUAGAUGAAGUCACAUCAAAAUACAUUCGAGGAAGACUCGAAGAAGAUCUCGAUAUGGAUCUUGGAGAAUUUAAACCAUUUAUUGAUGAAGAAAUGCUGACAAUUCUAGGACAAAUGGAUUCACCAACAGAAAUCUUUGAUCACGUUUAUCUUGGUAGUGAAUGGAACGCUAGCAACCUUGAAGAGUUACAAAAGAAUGGGGUCAAGCAUAUUUUAAAUGUCACUCGGGAAAUAGACAACUUCUUCCCAGGGAUGUUCAAUUACUUAAAUGUUCGAGUAUAUGAUGAUGAGAAAACAGAUCUCUUGAAACAUUGGGAUGACACAUUCAAGUACAUAACAAAAGCUAAGAAAGAAGGAUCUAAAGUUUUAGUUCAUUGCAAAAUGGGAGUUUCACGAUCAGCAUCAGUAGUGAUAGCUUAUGCAAUGAAAGCUUAUAACUGGGAUUUUUCACAAGCUUGGAAACAUGUAAAAGAGAAACGUAAUUGUAUAAAACCAAAUAAUAAUUUCUUACUACAACUAGAAACGUAUCAAGGGAUUUUAGAUGCUAUGAAAAACAAAGAAAAGCUUCAGAGAUCUAAAUCUGAUACAAAUCUUAAGUCACCAACAACAUCAAAGCUUGGUAGAACGAAAGAGAAUAAUGAGGAAGAUAAAAUAGAUACUCGAAAUGGAACAACUAAUGAAGUUUCAGGCGUAGAAUUAAAGAAAUCCGGAAAAAGGCCUAAAAGUUGGUCUCCGAGAAUUGAAAUAGUAGAGAAUGUUUUCCCGGCUCCUUUGUCACAGUCACUUGAAAGCAUAGAUAAGACAUCAAACACGGAAAUAACAAGAGAAGAUUUGCUUCGUGGAACGAAUAUCAAAACAGCUGUUGAUCAAGAGACAAGAAAUGUUUUAAUGCCUUGUGACAAUGGUCAGUCAUAUUCCGUAUCCCAGAAUCAAAUAGUUCAUCUUCCUGGACCCGAUACACCUGGAAGAAAACAAAAGAGUAAAGCAGAAUCUUUUCAAGGUCACAGACGAAGAGGUUUAGUUUUGAAUUUAACAAAUCAGUUCGAAGCUGCUGGAAGUAAACCUUCAUCUCCAGAGUCUGAAGCUGAUGGAGUUAAGCCUUUGAGUCCGGGAAACGAGAGGGUCAUGGAAAAUGGCCUUUACUCGAAUUCUCAGCGGUCCUCAAUAGAUAAUAAGCAAGAUAAUGAUGGCAAAAGGCCAAUAAAAAAUACUAAUAGUGAUUGUCUAGUCUGGACUGCUUCAACAGAAGCUAAAUGUACCAAUUCAAAUAACAUUAGAAGUAGUGUCAGUGUUACAAGUGAUUUAAUAUCAAGUGAUUUGCCGCCACCAGCGGUAACAACUACCACAACGACGGCAGGUGUUAAUUUUAGAGCUGUACGACGACCUAAAAAAGAUGGAGAUCCUUUUAGCGCACAAUUAGACAAAUUUUUUGAUCGAGAAGAAAGAAGAGAACCUUCAAGAGAAUCUCCUAGUAGGCAGAGUUCAUGGAGUAGUUAUGAUAGUGCUGUUGUGCUUGACAAUAACUCAGUUCAUAGUUCUUGGGCAACUCUGCCAUCGAGAAACAGCUCCUGGGGAUCAUAUGAUAUGCGCCCAAAUGAUCUUCUAGGUUCUUCAGGAUUGUUUCCUUAUGAUAAAGAAGAGAUUCCCUGGCAUCCAGGUACUGUAAAACGAACAAAACAAAAAUUAGAAGAAGGUACCGGUGUUUCUAUGACUAAAAGAGUUUGUACUCAGUCCAAUGAAACUGAAGAAAAAUCUCAAACACUGCCUUCGUCUGAUGAAUCAUCAGAACCUCCAUUUAACUCAGUUUUACUUCAAUGCAGUACAUCUCCAACACCUCAAAGAAGAGAUUCAUCGCCUACAGUUACUGAAGAAAAUCACCAUAAAACUGAUAGAUCUGGUGACAGUUCUGGAGGCAUUGAUAUCUCUCCUACCUCAUUAACUAGACAAAUUGGACGAUUAUCAACUAGUGCACCUGUUCCUUCGGUUCUCUCAACUGAUGCUGAUAAUUUACCUUCGUCUUUACUUAGAACCUGCAGAUCUGAAAGUGAAACAUCAAGUCCGUGUGUUGUUAAUACUACUCAAUGUCCGUCUGUUAAGCACCAUAAAAUGGUUCUGGAGAAUCUCAGUAAUAAACCAAGUUUUACGAAACGUUGUUUGUCAGUUGAUGAUUCUCUUCCUGAACCACCGUGUUCUUCAGCAUCAUCUUCAUCGUCAGAAGGACCUAGAAAUAUGGCAGGAAUUGUUAAGAACUUGAAGAAAGAAUUUGAAGCCAAAUCUAGCAAGUUCGAAAAAAGUCCUGAUAAUACUAGUGACCUAAUGAAUAACGAUAAUCAAUGGUCUAAAAGAGAUUCUAAAAUUAUCAGGAGUCUUCCUUCUUCACCUGUCAUUGCACAUAGUGAGACAAAAAUCCGCUCAUCAACAAGUAUUUCAACUUGUCGGGAUAAUUCACUUGUUAAAGCACAUUCUGAUGAGGAUCAUGAAGCUAGAAAUCGUCAGGAUAGUUCAGAGGAUCUUUCUGUUAAAGUAUUGGUCGGAAAAUACGAAGUUGCCAAGCCAGAUGCUAAAAAAAUAUCUGAAAUUCAACUUCGUUCGCACAAAGAUCGAGAUAAUACUAUUGAAGCCCACCCUCCAGCUAAAUCAAAAAUAGCUCCUCAAGAAUUUGCUCGUAGAUCAGCACCAAUUAUUAUUAAUUCUUCAGUGUUUAUGUCUGAAGGUGCUGAGGCACCUGGGAGGCCACCUGUUCCUUCACCAAGUGCGGUAGUGGCAAGUGUUGUCGCAAAAGCUGCAAGUAAAAAGCAACAACAACAACAUGGUAGAACUCAUCCCCUUGCUAGGCUGCAGGUCAGACCGAGGCAUAGUAACUGUCCUGUUUAUAACACUAUGUAAUGGAUCUUAUCUUUAUUGUUAAUAAUUAUUUCAAUAAUGUUUGAUCCAUUGGGAAGAAUGAAUUAUCUAGAGAGAAAAUUAUCUUCAAAAAAAAAGAGCGCUGUCUUUGAUAAAAUUGAAUUAUUCAAUAAUUUAUUGAAAUAUUGUCAUUGAAUAAUGUUUCUGAAUAAUCUAUUUUAUAUAAAUAUCAAUUUCAACAAAUUUUUUAUAAAAAUAUUUAUUUUCCAAUAUUUUUUUAAGAUCUUUUUUAAUAAUUUUCUCUUCAGCGCCAUUUGCAAUCGCGAAAUACUCAUUGUUGAGGUUGUGAGAUACAAGAAAAAAUUAAAUACAUUUAAAAAAAAAAAUUAUGUGAUUAUUAAAACAUUGAAUUUUUAUAAUUUGAUUUGGAUUUAAUUUUACGUUUGACCGCAAUGAGCUCAUGGAACAGUAAAAUUAAAUAAAUAAUUGAAUAAAUUCAGAGUGGUGAUAAAGACAAAUAUCUUCAUAGUAAUUAUUUAAAUUCUAUUUAACUGAUUUGGCGUACUUUGGAAACGAAAAAAAAAUGUAUGAUAAAAAAUAUAAUGAAUGAAAUGAACAAAAAAAGAUCUAAAGCAAUAAAAUUUUAUCUAACAAAAAUAGAAACAACUAUAGAACGAUUAAGAGUCAUAUAUCGGUGAGCACUCGGUCAGGCUGUGAAUGAAACGUCUGGGGCUCGCGUGUUCCAGCUUUCUGUUCUUGUUUCUUGACAAUUGUUUUAUCUAUCAGGCUAUUUUAAUGUCGCCAUCAUUGUUGAAUAUUUUCCAUAGAUAAUUUGGUAAUAAAAUUCAAAAAAUAGCCUUUUGUGAAGAAUCGCAAAGCUUUGAAAUGCAUCAGGGCUGGAAAGAUUUUGAGAUAAUGAAAAAUAAGAUAAAAUCGAUAAACUCAUGAAUAUUAAAAAGUGAUAAACUCAUAAGCUUUUGUGUAACAUUUAGGUAAUUAAAUGGACUAUAUUGUGAUUAGAAAGCACUUGAGAGUGCGCUAAAUGUAAAGAAAAGUGUAUGUUUGUGUGAAAAAAAGAAUCUAUUUCGAAUAUUCAUUAACUAAUAAUAAUAUUAAUAUUAAUUAUAACAAUAAUAAAAGAGAUGUACAAGUAAAUUUAUUGAAUGAUUGUGUAUAGAAUGACGCGUUAACUAUCCUAAUCUUUAUAAUCUUAAUUACUUAGGUACUAAUUAAUUAUUAAUUAUUAACUGUCGUAUAUUCCCAAUUAUUACAAAUUAAAUUUGUUAAUCUAAUAAUUUGACUUGUGCCACUUUUAUCGCCGGCUUCGCGUUUACGUCAUCAUUCUUAGCUGAAUAAAUGUGUCCUUCGAUAGCUAUAUGAACAAAUGCAUCAUUCAAUUGUAUAUUUGCAGUGCGAUUGUAUCUUGCUUAGUUUUAAAUUUUAACAAAUUGACAAAAUGAAAAAA